Desarmillaria tabescens is the source of this 1026-nucleotide messenger RNA. RefSeq lists its product as uncharacterized. NCBI's taxonomy places the organism in Eukaryota, Fungi, Basidiomycota, Agaricomycetes, Agaricales, Physalacriaceae. The transcript has 10 exons. The coding region runs from base 1 to 1026 and encodes 341 amino acids. The record is from RefSeq and is a predicted model, not a curated record.
AUGUCAAACGCGGGCGAAUUCCUAGCUGACAACGUCAGAACUGCAUUGGGCCCUAUUCUCGCGGGGGUCACGACGAAUGCAUUCAUCUUUGGUAUCUGCACGGUCCAGUAUUACGAAUACUUCACCUCUGGAUUCAGGGACUCCUGGAUUCUGCUCGGGACCGUCGUCUGGCUAGCUGUCGUCGAUGUUCUCUUUUCCAUCAAUUCAGUGUUUAUUCUAUGGCACUAUGUCAUAGACAACUUCGCGAACCCAGCCGCCCUGCACCAGUCAAAUUGGCACUUCAAUCUUGUCCCCCUGUUCUUGUCAUUCACUUCGGUUCCCGUACACAUCUUUCUUGCAAACCGAAUAGGGCACUUCUCCAAAAGCUGGGCGCUGUUCGGUUCGCUCGUCCUACUUUCGUCUUCAGCGUCUGCACUAGGUUCUAUUUCGGCGAUUAGAUCUCAACUGGAUUCAGAUGUCAUGUUUGGGUUAGACUCUGAGCUCCCAGCGCUGACGCUGAUUGCUUUGUCACUCGGUGUGGCGUGUGAUGUUCUUAUGACUGGACUGUUACUUUACUAUCUUCGUCGGGACAAAAAGACCUUCCCAAAAGCCAACAGAAAACUGUCAGUCUGUGUUCAAAUGUCUAUUCAAUCUGCCGUACCAUCUACUAUAUGUGUGGUUGUCAUUUUGGUAUUGAUCAAGACGCUCGACCCAGCCAAUUUCCAGCACAUCUUCACGUUUCUGCUCGGCCGUCUGUACGAGGCUACGUUCUUGUCUAGCCUGAACUUUAGGCCUGCGGCUCGAGAGAUGGACAGCUUAUACGGAGUUAACUCUAUUGAUUUGCUUACCAUACGAAGACAUCCCGCUUCACACGAUUUUGCUGUAAGAGUGACGCAGGAGACCAAGACGUUGACGGACACGGAAUGGCCUAUACAACGAUCUUUGGAACAAGGAAUACAAUCAAGGGUAUCCACCCAACCCAAGCUAUCCAGUAUCUUCUACUAUGCUUUAUUUAUCCAGGACUACACUGUCACGUAUCAGUGCUAA